Spodoptera exigua (beet armyworm) is the source of this 486-nucleotide messenger RNA. Lineage: Eukaryota; Metazoa; Arthropoda; Insecta; Lepidoptera; Noctuidae. The record is from the annotation of a GenBank genome assembly.
AUGGUAGGACUGGCAACUUGUAAGACUUGUGGAAAUGUAAGUGGUGAAGGUCAGGAGCACGGCCCUGUGUUCCUGAUGGAGCCUCCUCCUCGGCUGGUGUUCUCCAACACGACGGGGGCGCGGGCCUCGUGCGCUGCUCACGGGUUUCCCUCACCACAGAUAGCCUGGCAACAACCCGAUGGACAACAGCUUGACGAUGUACCCGGACUUAGGUUCAUUGUUGUCCAACAACCAAAUCCGUAUGACACACAGUAUGUGAGGCGUAAUAAGAUGCUUCCGUUCCCAACUCCUGAUACGUCUCGAGGCUUCAUUCAAUACCAAGAAGCCAGGCAGUACUCUCGAAAAUGUGGGAGAGCCAUGCUUCGGCACGAAUGGGCCGGCUCGUUAGGAGUUAUCACUCCGAUCUACCAUGGCUUACCGAGGUUACUGGAGGCCCGUUCCUUCCCCCCAACUGAUAUCCGAGGCCGAUCCGAAUUCAUUCCGUAG